Molecule: messenger RNA, 2225 nt
Organism: Apis dorsata (giant honeybee)
Lineage: Eukaryota; Metazoa; Arthropoda; Insecta; Hymenoptera; Apidae
Gene: olf413
Product: MOXD1 homolog 2-like
Exons: 5
Coding region: 862-1344 (160 amino acids)
Biological process (GO): norepinephrine biosynthetic process; octopamine biosynthetic process; dopamine catabolic process
Cellular component (GO): secretory granule membrane
Molecular function (GO): dopamine beta-monooxygenase activity; copper ion binding
Source: RefSeq, a predicted model, not a curated record
CCUAGCAGAAACCAGUCGGGUCCCGGCCUCAGGUCGCGACGGGUGUUUAGUUUACAGGCGAGCGCCGUACCGUACGGUCGACUCGCGCGCCGUUUCGUAUUAUAUUUCGUACGUUAGUUAUCGGACGGUGGCUCGACAAUUUUCGACUCGAUUUUCGUACAGUUUAACACGGAGAGCAACGUGUUCGCUAUCAACGUGUUAUUUUCGAAGAGAGAAGAGUGAUAUUUUCUUGGUGAACGAAAUUUUCGAAGCAUGCGAACAUAUCGUUGGAACUACAGUGAAGUUAAUCGCGUGUGACGAAAUUGUACAACGUGAGUCAUAAGUGUAGCUGAUCCCUACCGAUAAACUAAUAUAACCGUGACAGCGUACACAAAACUGUCGUGUCUGGACGUAUUUACGAGACCGUUACGCGAAUACGCAGAUAAUAAACAAACAAAAAACGAAGGCUUUCUUGGAACAGUGAAAGAAAAACUUUCCCUGCGGGCAAUUUAGUGUAAACUUUAAAACUGAACGUUUGUCGUGCUCUUACCGUUAUUGUGCGCAGUUUGUCGUUGAUCGCGUUACAUUCGCGUUACAGUCGGAUAAACGGUGAAAUUCGGACCACACUCAAACGGUUUCUCGUUCGUGAUUUAGUGAGUGAGAGUGACAGAAGUGUGUAAACAAGGCGAAAAGUGAAAAAGAAGAGAAGAAGCCUUUUUUUAUCCUUUUUUUUACCGGUCAAGAUACCUUGGUAAAAUUCUUCCUGCCACUUGUACUUCUCUCGAGAAGCUCGACUAUUAAAACUGGCAGCAACUUCAGAGUACUUCGUUCACCGAGUGAUGUUCUGAGACGCAUCGGUGGUAAAAAAAAAAAAAAAAAAAAAUGAAAGCCGUAAUCGCGACGUGUCUCCUCCUCUCUGUCACCGGCGUCCUCUCCGUCGAGUGGAAACACAGCGCCGUCCUGGACAAUAACUUCUUAGUUCUUUGGACGCCAGGCGAGAGGGAUGUGAUGUUCGAGAUUCAAGUGAAGACCCUCGGCUAUGUGGGUCUCGGUUUCACGAGGGAUGAUGGCACUGUUGGGGCUGACAUGGUCAUUGGAUGGGUGGACAACAACGGACAGCUCCAUCUUCAGGACCGACACGUGAAGAAUUCGAGCAAGGAUCCCCAGAUGGACUCGAGCCAAGACUACUGCCUUCUACUGGGUUACGAGAACAAGACGCACACCGUUUUACGUUUCAGCAGGCGAUACGAUACGUGCGACCCGCGGGACCUCAAGAUCACGGCUUCGGGCGGCAGGCGCGGCGGGCAGGCAUCGGUUUAUAAGGGCGCGGCCAUCCCCGUGGCUCUCCACGCUAUUAAAUCGUAGCAACAUAUAUUACGAAAUCGGCCACGGAGCUUAACUGCUUACACCGAAGCUUAAAUUAGGUGGCGUUCGCUCACAGGCUUGGAACAGCGUUAACCAAUUUUAUCGUGGCCGUUAGACAUGUAAAUUAGCUGCAUACAAAAUAAGCUAAUGCAAAACGGAAGCGUAUCGUAUUUAAAGGGGGUGGCUACGGAAAAGGAACGUUCCACGGGAGAAAGAGCCGGUCAUGCGAAUUUAAGCCGCGUUCUUACGUACCUUACACGCAUCCCUCUAUCUAUGUAUCACUUGUAGUAAUAAGCAAAUAUUGUGUUUCAAAGGAAAGAGUAUUUGGUAAAUUCUGUAAAUUAGCGUUCAAUGGUUGAUCCUUUUUCGAGUUUUAUUAUUGCAUGAAUAUUUAGGGGUAAUGGAUUAAGAUAAAGCUAUCUUGAGUGGUAAGCCGGCGAAUAAUCCAGGCAAUAGAAUAAAGUCAAGGGAUUCAAAGAAUUCUAUUAAAACGAAGAUCGAACAAAACAAUUAUUGUAAAUUUUCAAUGGCUUUAUGAUAUAUUGACGUUACAUGAUUUUUAAUAUUAUAUCACGAAGGAUUAUUAAUUCCAACAGUGGAAUCGAACUGUGAUUAAUUCCACUGUUAAGAUAGAAAUUAAAAAUUAAGAAGAAAAAUUAAUCGAGGAAUAUUCUGUUAAUUUCAACAGAAUUGAAUGGCAAUUAAUUAAUUUCUCUCUAUCAAAUACCCUUUAUCGGCCCCUCACUUAAAAAUGAAUCAAACGAAGCGGAAAAGUUCUGAAUAAAGUGAUUGUCUCCACGAUAUUCUUCCAUAAGUGGAAACUUAAAACCAUCCAAAAAAAAAAAGAAAAAAAUAAUAAUAAUAAACGAUUAGAAAACAGG